UGAGAAACGAAAAUGGGCAUGCUAAUUGUUAGCCCCGUGAAAGAGUGUGAAAUUAUCCACAAUAACUGUGUUUUCUGAUCUUGAAGGAGCUAAGCAUUCAACCAAAAACGUUAAGUAAGUAAUUACCUAUGGUCUUUCAAGUUUAAUUAUUUUGAAUCCAGGCAUUAACUCAAGGUAACGUAGCUAAGGUAAGCAUCAAUAGCUACUUUGCUAAAGUUAGGCAACUAGCAUAAGCGACCUAGUCCUUGUUAGCUAACUAGCUUUUUUGAACAAACUAGUUAGUUACCGGUGGUGUCUUAUUUUAUGGUGACCAACCGUUUUUGUUGCAUUUUGUUGUGUGUAAAUGAAAUGUUUAGCUAACUAACUAGUUUAUCUAAAUUGAAACUAGUUGACGUAGUUAACGUUAGCUAGCUACGUUUUCACAAUAACAAGCUGCUUAUUUGUAGCUAGGUGGCUAGCCAGUUAGCUGGGUGGUUUAGUCAGCUAGCUAAGGUUAGCUAGUCAUUUAGGGUUAGCGACAGUCGUCAAUGUCAUCAUGUAGGUAACGUUAGCUAGUCAGUACUUUAACGUUAGCUAGCUGGUCAUUACUGUCUACAACAAAGUACGUUAGCUUUCUGACUGUUGUGAUUAGUGAACUGUAGCUUAGCUGAUGAACGCCUCAAUUUAGUUAGUUCUCUUCGAGGCGGAGUUGAGUAUUGAUAACUUUAGCUAACAACAUUGAGUCACCAUCAGUCGAUACUUGUAAAAAUGUAAAUUCUGAAAACGCUUACAUGUACAUAUGUUUGUCCUGUACAACUGCAGUCCUCCGGCGGGGUGCUGACAUUCAUACUUUUAAUAAAAACUUUGAUCGAAUACAACAAUGGUUCCCAACCUUUUUCGCUUACUGUACCAUCAAGUACAGUUUGCUCUGCCCAGAGUACCCUUUAAGUGUGCGUUUUACCAAUAAGCCUAUGGUCUCAUGAGUCUUAAGUACCCCCAGGGGUACUAGACAAACACUGGAAUACAACCAUUGAUUCUUUCCUAAUUUGUCUUGCUCAACUAGAGACGUAGCGGCCUUGACUCACGUACUACAUAAACUGAUAUUCAAUUGGCAAAAGCGCAUUCCAGGACAAAUUCGGUGGUUGCGUUCGAUAAAAGUUAUUAAAAGUAUGAAUUUCAGCACCCCGCCGAAGGACUGUAGUUGUACAGGACAAACAUAGGUAAAGGUAAGAGUUUUCCAGUCAGACAUUCCUACGUGUCACUUUGCGUUUAUGAAAAUAUAAAUUUCGUAAGGAUGUGGUUGCCUAAGCCUACUGGUGAUGUGAACCACUUCUCCAGUCGUAAUUUAAUAUCUGAUUUUCUGCGCUGUGCAAGACGAAAUGUAGGCCAAUUUCAUAGGCCUAUGUCAACCAAUCAUAUUUCUCUAAUCCUUUCGGGCUAAAUUCGGAGAGGAUAGUUAGGUCUAACUACUUACACAAACCGUGCUUCUAAUGAAGAGCUACAGCCAUAUUAGACUGAAAUGUAUAAGGUAAUUUCGUCAAACGUGUGAGGCUCUCCAUGCUCAUUAGUUGCUUAUUCAACAUAUUUGAAGCUACUUCACUCAGUCCCGUUUUAAUAUUCUCCUUUCCGAACCGUUUUACAUUCCCUGAGACCAACCAGAAAUGUUUCUUUGGCCAAAUAUUCCCAGAUUUUCUUAAAACAGCCACGCUGUUUUGCGCUAGGCCAAAGAGUAGGCUAGGUGAGCUUCAAUUGCUCGUUCAGUGCAGCAGACUGCAGGGGUGUAGUGCUUCCGAAACGCACCACUUCUCACUAUGGUGCUGGUUUAGUAAAGCUGAAUUAGUCUUGGAGGAUAACAUAAUGAUUAAUUAGUAUUCUACAUAACAUAACCAAAUAUUAUACCAUAGAAUAACAUUAUUGUUACACCAAAAACACCACCUCAUGUGGACAAAACUCAACAGUGCCGGCUACUAGGCAGACUGUUAAUUGAUUGCAACAAACUAAUGGAAGCCUAUAUAGUUUAACACCAUCUGCUCUAAUGUACUCACGAAACAGCAAUUCAAGAUGAUCUAAAUCCAUAUUCCCAUGAAACUGAUUGAGAUCAAAUGAUUAGCAUGCAGACACAGUUUUGACAUUUCACUGGUAAAACCUGAAGAAUUAUCAUUCACGAUUGACAGUGAUCAUACCAUGGUCUAUUUUGAAAUUAGGUAUGCCUAACUUGGUGUUUGAAGGUAGCCUAUUAAAAAUAUAAAUUCUGUGCAUAUGCAGGCGUUGCAAUUGAAGGAUGCAUUUUUAUGCAUAUUGUAUAAUUAUAUUCAAUAAGCUACAUUUGUCGGUACAAACUUUGAGAAAUUAUGAUGAAGUCAUUAAAUGUUUUAAUGCUCCCUGGCACCUAAAAAGUUAGCACUACACAUUGGGGGGGGGGGGGGGGGGGUUUAGUCAUUUUAGCAGACGCUCUUAUCCAGAGCGACUUGCAGUUAGUGAGUGCAUACAUCAUUUUUUUUAUUUUUCAUACUGGCCCCCCGUGGGAAAUUUUAAAUGUUGUCACCCUAGUGAAUAGUGUUUUGUCCCUCCUUUUUUUGUAGGAAAGCAUUGGAAGUAUUCAGACGCGACACAGAAGUUGUUGGGAUCGUCCACCCCUAACACAGUGAUGACCUCACAGCAGCAUCCCCUCCCCAAUGCAAACGUCAACCCUCCUCUCCUCGUCCCCCAGAACUCGUCAGCUCACCAGGGUAGGCCUCACAUUCAUCCAAACCAGCUGGACUCUACUCAGAGUAGUGCUGCGGGGCACCUUGCCCCCCACAGAGGUCUGAUGGGUGGUGUGGGGUCCUCGUCGGUGGGGACCUCCAGCGGAGUGGCAGUGAAUAGGGGCACGUUGGCCUCCUGCACUAACUCUGCCUCCUCAAGGAGGCUCUCGUCGGGACGCUUCGAACCCUGGCCCGAGGAGGCCGUAGACAAUGCUUACGGCUUGUACUCGCUGCACCGCAUGUUCGACAUAGUGGGAGCCCAGCUCACGCACCGCGACGUGCGAGUGCUCUCAUUCCUGUUCGUGGACGUCAUCGACGAGUAUGAGCGUGGAGGCAUCAGGAGUGGCCGGGACUUCCUGCUGGCUCUGGAGCGCCAGGGGCGAUGUGAUGAGACCAACUUCAGACACGUCCUGCAGCUGCUCCGCAUCAUCACACGGCAUGACCUGCUCCCCUACGUCACACUCAGGAAGAGACAGACCGGUGAGUGGUGGUUUCCUUAUCAGCCUUUGCCUUUUUCAGACCCCCUGAAAAUGUAUUACAAAUGAAAGAGCAAACGAAAUGUAAUGGUGUCAAGACAGAGAAACUUAGAUUGCCAAUCUGCAAAAUGUUAUGUUGUCAAUCUCCUAAAUGUUAUUCCGAAUCGCCAUCAUCUUGAAAACACACUUUCUAGUCCCUUAGUUAAUAAUUGACAGUUUACAUUAAAUUGAAAUAUUAAGUCACUAACCAAAAGCAUUCAUGUGCUUUGCUUUUCAGUGUGCCCAGACCCAGUGGAUAAGUACCUGGAAGAGACAUCGGUGCGUUAUGUGUCCCCUAGAGGAGGAGAGAGCAGGGAAGCUGCACCCCACAGAAGGACAGGUGAGUCUGUGGCUCUGCAUGUACACAGCUACAUACUUUUGUAUAUAUAGUGUAUGUGGACACCCCUUCAAAUUAGUGGAUUCUGCUAUUUCAGCCACACCCGUUGCUGACAGGUGCAUAAAAUCGAGCACACAGCCAUGCAAUCGCCAUAGACAAACAUUAGCAGUAGAAUGGCCUUACUGAAGAGCUUAGUGACUUUCAACGUGGCACCGUCAUUGGAUGCCACCUUUCCAACAAGUCAGUUCGUCAAAUUUCUGCCCAGCUAGUGCAUCCCCGGUCAAGUGCGGUUAUUGUGAUGUGGAAACGUCCAGGAGCAACAACGGCUCAGCCGCGAAGUGGUAGGCCACACAAGCUCACAGAACGCGUAAAAAUCGUCUAGCUUCUGUUGGAAUACAGUGCCUCUGGAAGCAACGUCAUGAAAUGGGUUUCCAUGGCCGAACAGCCGCACACAAGCCUAAGAACACCAUGCGCAAUGCCGUCGGCUGGAAUGGUGGCUCGCCGCCAUUGGACUCUGGAGCAGUGGAAACGCGUUCUCUGGAGUGACGCUUCACCAUCUGGCAUUCCGACGGACAAAUCUGGGUUUGGCGGAUGCCGGGAGAACGCUACCUGCCUCAAUGCAUAGUGCCAACUGUACAGUUUGGUGGAGGAGGAAUAAUGGUCUGGGGAUGUUUUUCAUGGUUCGGGCAAGGCCCCUUAGUUCCAGUGAAGGGAAAUCUUAACGCUACAGCAUACAAUGACAUUCUAGAUGAUUCUGUGCUUCCAACUUUGUGGCAACAGUUUGGGGAAGGCCCUUUCUGGUUUCAGAAUGACAGUGCCCCCGUGCACAAAGCGAGGUCCAUACAGAAAUGGUUUGUUGAGAUCGGUGUGGAAGAACUUGACUGGCCUGCACAGAACCCUGACCUCAACCCCAUAGAACACCUUUGGGAUGAAUUGGAACACCAACUGCGAGCCAGGCCUAAUCGCCCAACAUCAGUGCACGACCUCACUAAUGCUCUUGUUGCUGAAUGGAAGCAAGUCCCCGCAGCAAUGUUCCAACAUCUAAUGGAAAGCCUUCCCAUAAGAGUGGAGGCUGUUACAACAGCAAAGGGGGGACCAACUCCAUAUUAAUGCCCAUGAUUUUGGAAUGAGAUGUUCGACGAGCAGGUGUCCACAUACUUUUGGUGAUGCAGUGUAUGUGUGUGUGUUGGGGGAAUUAAUAGAGUGACAUAAAUACAUCUGUAAAUGUCUUUGCACUCCCCACCCACUCCACUAACAGGCCCCCAGCCAGUGAUCUGCUGUUCUCCAUCGGGGAACCAGGUGGGCCCUUCCCGCACCAAGCCAGGCCCCCCAUUACCCAGCCGCAAAAGAAAGAGGGCCUACGCCACAGGGGACUGCAGGGAGAAGCAAACCUGUGGUAAGGGCAUUUUGAGUGUUUAUCAUGAAAGCACUAAAAAAAUAAUUCUAAAUUAACUUUAUGCUGUCAGAGGUUGUAUCUGCUUUUCGACAGUUAUUUAAUGACAAUGAAUGACAAAGGAGUUGGCUAAAGCACAUGCAUCUGCAUCCAAAUUAUACAGACGCUGAUUAAAAAUUAAAGAUUGUGGCAUGAUUCAUUGACAGUAUAAUUUCCAUGGCAAUGGACGGCACACCUCUUCCUCUGUGUCACUACUCCCCUUGCUCUUCCCUAUUCACCCCACACCCCGGCAGACAUCCGCCUACGAGUGCGCGCUGAGUACUGCCAGCAUGAAUCAGCGCUUCAGGGAAACGUUUUCUCCAACAAGCAGGAGGCUCUGGAGAGGCAGUUUGAGCGGUUCAACCAGGCAAACACUAUCCUCAAGUCCCGGGACCUGGGCUCCAUCAUCUGCGACAUCAAGUUUUCGGAGCUCACCUACCUAGAUGCUUUCUGGCGGGACUACAUCAACGGCUCCCUGCUGGAGGCCCUGAAGGGCGUCUUCAUCACAGACUCACUCAAACAGGCGGUGGGCCAUGAGGCCAUUAAACUGCUGGUCAAUGUGGAUGAGGAGGACUAUCAGGCCGGCCGCCGCAAGCUGCUCCGGAACCUAGUCACAGGAUUGGGGGCAGGGUCUGCAGCUGGAGCUGCAGCCGCACCCGGAGGGAGCAGAGAGACUCCAUCC
Coregonus sp. 'balchen' is the source of this 5689-nucleotide messenger RNA. NCBI's taxonomy places the organism in Eukaryota, Metazoa, Chordata, Actinopteri, Salmoniformes, Salmonidae. The record is from the annotation of a GenBank genome assembly.